Mugil cephalus (flathead mullet) is the source of this 2614-nucleotide messenger RNA. RefSeq names its product major facilitator superfamily domain containing 13A (gene slc68a1a). The transcript has 9 exons. The coding region runs from base 343 to 1863 and encodes 506 amino acids. The record is from RefSeq and is a predicted model, not a curated record. NCBI's taxonomy places the organism in Eukaryota, Metazoa, Chordata, Actinopteri, Mugiliformes, Mugilidae.
GUAGUACAACUCAUUGAUUGCUAUGUCAUGUGUUUGCCACUGGGCAUCGCUGUAGCUCCAGUUUUAGUCUACGAUGCUGGGAAAACCCUUUAACAGAUGAUCCGAGCGUCACUGGUGUGAGUAAGACCGGCUGUAGUUGUCAUGACGUGGUGUGUCUGGGUCUGAAGCUGAGCCGACCAACAAGUUAGCUUCGCACCGAGCCAAAAGCACGGACUAUUCCCUUUGGUUAACAGACUUUUGUUUACCGGCUGUGAUGAGGUGGUUACCGUGGGUCAGGCCGGCCCUGAGAUGAUUGCAGCUUGGCUCAGAGGAAAGACGGGGCAGAGAGACUGAGAAAGAAGAAUGGGCAGGAGCGUCUGGGGCUGCUGGCAAAGCGUCACCUCUACGGCAGUGUUGUACGGCUCUUUGGCCCUGUUCACCUCCAUCCUCCACAAUGUGUUCCUGCUUUACUAUGUGGAGACAUUCGUGUCCGUGUACAAGAUUGAUAAAGUUUCCUUCUGGGUGGGAGAGACGGUGUUCCUCAUCUGGAACAGUUUUAAUGACCCUCUCUUCGGGUGGCUGAGCGACCGCUCCUUCCUCAGCUCUCCACAGACGGGCUCUCAGAUCACAUCCCCGGAGGUGGUGCUGAAGCGCCUGAAAGCCCUCUCCACAAAUGGCCCUCUCUUUGCCGUGUCCUUCCUGGCCUUCUGGGUGGCGUGGGCCCGGCCGGGCCUCCAGUUCCUGCUGUGUCUGUGCCUGUACGACGGCUUUCUCACCAUGGUGGACCUCCACCACAGCGCCCUGCUGGCCGACCUCGCCGUGUCCGCCGCCGACCGCACGCGCCUCAACUUCCACUGCUCCGUCUUCAGCGCUCUGGGCUCGUUCUCCGUGUUUCUGUCCUACUCUUUCUGGGACAAGGAGGAUUUUUACUCCUUCCGCCUCUUCUGCGUGACUCUGGCAGCUUUUUCUAUUGUCGGCUUCUUUUUAGUGUCUCGAGUGCUGCAGCGGCGCUUCAAGAAGGAAAUCCGUCCAAAACUAGACGAGGCAUCAACGCUCAAAGAGCUGAGUCUUGGCCAUGCUCCACACACCCAUCCAGAAAAACCUGUCACUAUUGGACAGUAUCUCAAGCAGCUCUCCAAACAGAGGAACUUCUUGUGGUUCGUGUCAAUGAACCUUAUUCAGGUGUUUCACUGUCAUUUCAACAGCAACUUCUUCCCUCUGUUCCUGGAACAUCUCUUGUCUGAUAAUAUCUCUGCCUCUACAGGUUCAAUCCUGCUUGGGAUCUCUUACAUUGCCCCCCACCUGAACAACUUGUAUUUCCUGACACUGUGCCAGCGUUAUGGUGUUUACCAGGUUAUCCGCUGGCUUUUUAUGCUCAAGCUGGGACUUAGUGUGGCUAUGCUGCUAGCAGGCGCUGACCACAUUUAUCUGCUGUGCAUCUUCAUUGCUAGUAACCGGGUGUUUACGGAGGGAACCUGCAAGCUGCUGAAACUGGUGAUUUCUGACCUGGUGGACGAGGACUUUGUGGUGAACCGGCGUCAGCAGGCCGCCUCUGCUCUCCUCUUCGGGAUGGUCGCCUUGUUGACCAAACCUGGCCAGACGUUCGCCCCUCUUAUUGGGACGUGGCUCCUCUGUGUUUACACAGGUUACGAUAUUUUUGAUAGGGAGCCUGUGAAGGACCCCGUGUCGGUGUCCGACAUCGCCUCUAGCUCAGGGAAUCCACCUCUACGCCUGGGCUGCUUCUACAUGUUGGUGUUUGUGCCUAUCACCUGUGCCCUGCUCCAGCUGGCCGCCUGGUCUCGCUUCACACUUCACGGCCGCAAGCUUCAGGGGAUCAAGACCCUGAGGCAGGGGGCCCACCUUAUUGAUGUCAAGGCCAUAUGACCUGAACAGAGCCGAGUAGAGCUGCACAUAGACACUUUUAAAUACUCAGUUUUGUAGUCUCUUUGUCAAUGUCUGAGAGAAGGUGAAGUAGGAAGACGGUCUUUGUUUACUCUGCAGCCUUGUGUGCACAAAUAUGAACUACUGCACAACAUGUGACUUUGCGUACAGUGGAAAAAUGCACAGUGGGCUGGCAAAUCCCACAGGGAAGAACGAGAUACAAAAAUUUAAAAAACAAAACAAAAAAAAACUCUGCCUUAUUUUAUAUGUUAACAUAUUAAACUAUAUUUAUAUUUGAAUCAAUGACCAAAAGUAAAACCAAUCAAUCCUUUGGAUGUAAAUGGACCAAGGUGACAGCUUCUCAUGGUGUGGGCCAAAGAUGUGGAGGGGCCCUGUUGUAAAGUAUAAUUCUUGUCUGGUGUACAAGAUGAAGAAAAUACAAAUGUUUUCAGAGUGCCAACAAACCUGCAUGGAAACUGCACAGAGAUGAAUAUUUUACUGUUGCUGAACAUUUACACACAACGCCCUGCCACUUUGACGUUGAGAGUUGUAUUUUAUAACGGUAUUGAUCCUGUCUUUGCACAAAACUGCCAUUUGUCCGUUGUACUUCUAACAUUGUGAUAUAUUUUAUGUAGCAUAGUGAUGAAAAUGGAAACUAGUGUGGUUGGCCUCAUAAUUUCUUAAUAGUUUUGUAUUUUUUCAGAUUAUUACAGAGAGUGUGAGACAUUACCACAAAUAAACCUCAUUCAACCGA